UUGAAUCGCCCUCUGCUCGCUUUUUAUCGUUUGUAUUCUGUAGUAACAUGUUUUGAGAUUUUAGUGGCCUUUUUUACGCCACAAUAGCCUAUACAUGUAUUUUAAUAUAUAUUUUAAUUGAAGGCAACCCCUUUUGUUUACCAUAAAUUGACAAGAUGGCUACCGUGGAGAUGACCACUGAUAGCACUGAGGGAGACCAGGAGAGGGGAAUCUUGUCCCCAUCAGUAGUGGACUCCACUCCUGUUUUAAAUGACUUCUCAGCCCCCCUGAAUUUCUCUGAGCUCACACCUUGUCAGUUCGGCAUCUCUGUCCAGAGUUUUGCUCCAGCAUCAUCAUCAAACCGUAAAGAUAAGUCUCGCCUGGCACAAAUAAAGGCAAGGCGGAGGUCCAACAUUGGUGUCCGGGGCUCCCCAGAAACAAACUCCCUCAUUCGCUUCAUGGCACAACAGAGAAUGAAAACUCCACAAACCCCCAAAACUCCAGAGCUUGUCAGAAGUAGCCCCUUCCUUCCCCGGGUCGCCUCCACGCUGAGGCAGAAGAUGGCCUCCUUCCAGAGCCUGAUGGAUGUGGAGGAGAGUGAGGUCUGUGAUCUGAUGCCAAGGCAGGACAGCAACACUGGAGGAUGCAUCAAGACAAGAGAUUAUCUGUCUGAUGGGAACAGCAGUUACGAAGGGAAGGAGAACCACCCACCAGUAGUGACGCCUGUGCCCAGCAAGAGGAGGCGCCUGGGCCUCCGAGAAGGCUGUGAGGUUGAGAUUAGAGAGGCCGGCGCUCCUAUCCCCCACUUAAAUUUAAAGGAGCAGCAGGAGGAGGAAGAACCUGUGACACAAGGACCACUGCCAUCCAGUGAGACUGUGGGAGAGGCCCAAGCUGUGCUUAUAUCCCCAACCCUUCAUACUGACUUUGAGCUCCAAGCCUGUUCCCCUGCCAGGACCCAACAGGGCAGUGUCUUUGAACACCAAAGCUUCAGCCAACCACCACCUGAUGAUUCUGCAGCCGCUUCACCAACCCAGCCUGCCCGCUCCUCCCACAUCCCCUCUCUCCCUUCUCUGUUGGAGACGAAACCCACAGGAGAGGAUGACUCCACAGGGAUGUCUGCGGUUAAGAAGAAGAAAAAGAGGGUGCACUUUGGAGGUCCGCUCUCCCCUGAGUUCUUUGAUAAGAACCUGCCCCCCAGCACACCGUUACAGAAGGGGGGCACGCCGGCCCGGGCACCCACACCAGGUGGGAGCUUACUGCCACGCUCGGUGCUAAAGACACCGCAGAGGAGCGAAUCCCAGACACCACAAGCUCAGCUAGAUCUCCGCAGCCCCACUGUGUUUGGUGCUUCACCUACGCUUGCAAUGCCUCGCAAUCGCAGAAUGCAGUCUGUGGAAGAGGACAGAGAAGAGAAGGAUGGAAAGAUUUUUUUCCCUACAAUGGAAGAGAUUGACUCUGCAGUGACGGGAGAUACAGAAUGCACGUGGGUGGCCCAGCCGCUGAAUUUAGAUACUGCUUUCCAUGAGGAGUCUCUUUCUCACAUUCUGACAGAGUCUGAGACCCCGAGCGCAACCUCCCAGAUGGAUGCCCUCGAUGAGCCUACAUCGAUGCCAGAGAAGGAAAAGCAGCAUGAAGCAGAUGUGGAAGCUCCAGCCCAAUCGAGAAGCCGAAGGAAAAAGCAGUCAGAACCAGAGCAGACAUGUACCAGCGAGGCUCCAGCUCGCUCCAGCAGUCGUAAGAGAAAGCAGCCAGAAAGUGAACCUGUGAAGAGGUCGACACGCUCUGCUGCCAAGUCGGCCUCUGGGAAGAUGAAGAUUGUUUUUCCACAGAAGACCUCUACAGCAGCACGGCGGUGGAACAGGGACGUGGACCGCACCCUGUACGGCUCUCGGGCGUACGCCUCCAAGAACCCCGCCCUGAGUCCCAUCACAGAGGCGCUGUCCCUCACCAGUCAGUCUCCAGCAACACAGAAGACAUUACUUUAUUUUUAUACCCCAAAUGAUGACACCCACUUGAACUCCGAGAUUGCUAACGACACUCAAGCAGUGGGGGACCUCACUGUGACAAAUGACUUGGAAAAUUCUUCUGGAGCUUCUGUCACAUCUCCCAACCUGAGUAAAGACGGCGUCACAGUCACAGGCAGGAGGCAGUCGGGGCCGAGGGUCAGAGGAGGUAGACUGAAGAAAAGGAAGGUCAGUGUCACUGAUGAUGUCCAGUUCAGUGAGGUCACUCUGGACCAGACUGGAGGACAGACUGAGGAGCACUGUGAAGACCAAACCACCACAAACCGUGAGGAGUCAGGGGAAACACCACUGAACCGCUCUGUGUCCCAACAAAAAGAAGUCGACACAGGACAUGACGCCCAAACUUCUGCAGAUGCAUGCUGCACAGACUCAGAUGGAAAAUCAGAAUGUCACGACAAUCUGGAUGCACCCACCUCAGACUGCCCAUCUCCGAUCCAAGAAUCCAACUCCACAUUCAGUCUGCCAGCAGAGCCAGCACAGAAAAAAGGCAGGCGCGGAAGGAGGAGCUCUGCAAUCAGCUCAGAGCUACAGGAGCAGGGAAACCAGGCAGAGGAGCACCAAACGAGCCAUGAAGUAAAGGAGGAGGCACAGGGAGAACAAGCAGCUAGCCAGCAGGAAAACAACAUCAGGUCAAGCUCCGAUAGCCAGGAGGAGGGAGCAGCCGAGCUCGCCCCCUGGCAGGCAGACUUUAAUUUCGAGGAUGUGUUUAAACCUGUCGCCACUAGAGGGCAGCGCUCAGUGCGCCGCAGCCUGAGGAACCAGAGCAAUGCAGAGCUGAGCAGCAACAGUGCAGGUCUCGCCUGGCUGCCUCGUACCUCCCCCGACUCCAGUAAAGAGGCCCGCAGGAGGACCCGGGGCCGGCGCCUCAGUGCUGCUCCACCUGUCCAACCUCCACUCCCUGAGGAGACACAAGACAGCUCUUCAUGAGAGUUUAAAUCAACUAAAUGAGCUUGAACUGAGAUUUAAGAGGGAUAACUAAUACACUCAUCACAGCUCCACACAUACCUCCCCUGUUUUUUUUUUUUUAGAUUAAAUUGAAUGAUUUUCCCAAAGAACAGGCUGAUUGUUUUAUAUUAGCAAAAACAUUGAUGCCUUUGUUCCCUGCGAAGUAUUAGAGCUGACCAGUAAUUUGUAAUUUGCCAGUUUCCCCUCCGCUAACCAAGCCAGUCAAUAACACUGUGAGCCCAAUCAUCUCUGCUGACCACCUCCCAAUCAAUAUCCAAGCACUCAGCUGGUAAUCACACUGCAUCUCCAGACUCACUCUCCAAAGUCAUUGGAUUGAGCAUCUCCAAGUCAAUAUCUGCUCUUUGUGGAUAGAUGAAGACGGCCAUACUGCGUUCACCAUCUGUCACGCAAGGCCGGGCAGGAGGAGGGGGUAAUAAUAAUGAAAUAGUAAUGGGGAGAGAAAAUGUGCCUCACACACAGAAAUCUAAUUAAUGGGCUCCAACAGUUCUGUUUAUUUGUGGUUUCUUGAGUGUUUUCUUCUCUUUUUUUUUUCUCCCUGUGAUCCAAACUGUUAAUGUACAGGGAAAUGUCCAGGAGGGGUUCCCAACUUGUUGAGCUUUUAAUGGAUGAUUUUAAUAUACUGUCAAUAAUUAAUAGUAAUAGCCAGCUGGCUUGAAAUUGUCUUGCACCAAAUUAGAAAUAAGUUCUCAGUGAGUUUCCUGGAAUGACAAAAUGUACAUUGCUUAGAUUCUGAUUAAAAGCUUCGGUUGCGAGUAAAGACACCUUAUUAGAUCAAAUUGUGUUCAUUUAAACGGAUGAUUUAGACUCAUUUAAAAGGAAUUCAUCCAGAUAAUAAAACAGCCACCGUCACCACAGAUGUGACGAUCUAGCUGCGUGGUCCGUUCAGCCCAACAACAGCAGCUUUCUCCCUUCACAUAAACCGCGACCUUUUUGCCGUAACCGAAUGCAUCGUUCCAUAAAUUACCACCCUGAUCUACAUUUUGAACACAGCCAAAUGACUGGAAGUAAAUUGACCUCUAACCUCAGAUUCCAGCAGUCACAGAUUCAAAUCAGCUCCUCUUUACCGGCUCCAUCCAUCUGUCAGAGAGAGGGAGUGGAGAGAGAGCAGUAACAAAUUGAGUUUCAAAUUCAGUUCACAUAGGAAAAUUGGCUCCCGGAAUGAUGCAUGGCUGUAAUCUAUCCAUCACGGGGUAAUUGACUCGCUCCCUUUACAUCAAGUCAGAGUCACUUGGCUGAAGGACACCAGAGGUUUCUGGCUCCCAGUGUGUGCCAAGGUCUCUGUAUCCCCACUGGAAGACUGAUGGACAGAGUCCUAUAGCCGUUAAUGUAGCUCUGGCUCGACGCUGUGGGGCUACUGUGCCAUCUGGUGGCGGACUAAAGGAGUUGCAGUUGCCAGUUGCUCAUCCGUCAACUUGAUCAACAACAGGGAGAUGAAAGACGUUGCAGGAACUGAUGUUACUGGUAGGAGGGGAAGUAAUGUAGUAGAUGCACAUUCAUUUAUGUCAAAGGGGCUUUUGUUGGCUGAACAGAAAUCACUUAAGGCUGGCAUGUUUACUGUUUUUUGGUGGGGGGGGGCAGGGGUUAAUAGCAUCAUGCGCACAUGUUAUGACUAUCUUAUUUCUAUCUGAUUUUUAAACUUGUAACUGGGAGUGUUUUUGUGAAUAGGCUGUUUUAUUGUGUGAGCCACCUCUACACAAGUGGGUGUGGGGUGUGUGCUCUGUGUCUGAGAGCGGGAGCGAGGGAGAGUGUGUGUGUGUCUGUGUGUGUGUGUAAAACAGGGGUGUGAAGCCGAAGCCCCUGUCCCUGGCAGACGGGCAUAGUGAAGACGGCUUAACACAAGAACAAUGGGGUCCUUUGACCAAAACGACGCCCCCAAGACAUGUGGCCUCCUGUCACCGUGGCAACCCCCCAUGGGACAGGGAGCGGGCUGACAGCUGGAGAGGAGGACUUACAAAAAUGGAGUCCAUUUCUUUCCACUGAAGCUCCCCUGCUCUAUAUCUUUUCCCUCUUUCCCCUGUCGGCCUCCACUCGGGGCCCUUAUGAAUGUGGGUUACAUCUCAUUUUACAGCUUCAUGUGAUUGACCUUACGAGCCUGAUUCACCACCUACAGCUCGUCCAACUCCUCCACACACAAAAACAGAGUUCAAGAGAACAAUAAAUCAAGUCUUUAUGGGCGCUCGUUGCUGUCAGUAAUAAGAGCGCAUUGAUCUCAUGGACAAAUAUGGGGCUGAGAAGAUUUCACACUCACUGUACACUUGAUUUUACGGCUCAUUUUAAAACGGAUGAGCACUUUCUGUACAGACACAAAGAGGCAUAAUCACUUAUUUGUACUUCCAGAUUUAGAGACUUUUGUCUUUCAAUUAGUUAAUUAGUAGCUGAAUGGUAUUAAGUUGUCCCGCCGCCUCGGUCCUUUCUGUGCUCGAUGCUGUGAGCCCUCUAUUAUUGAUGCUCAGAGGCGCACUCUCUAAGCCCUGCGCAGCUCUCCUAUGGAGCUAAAGACAGCAGGAGGAGGGCAACAAACAAAGGCAGGACAACAACAAGAGAGCCUCCAGCUACUCUCAGUUUGGUUUUCUGUCCCAGUGUGUGCACGCUACAGCUGUGGCUGAUUCAGACCUGCUUCCAACAGCUGCCUCUACACGCAGCACUCAGACAACAAGGUGUACUACAAAUGUUCAGUGUUUGAUUUGAAAAGGCUACGUAGUUCUUUGGGGAAGAAAUCUGACAUUCAUGGUUUAUGCCUGAAGCACAUUUAUACAGAAGUGUAAUGUAUUCACUUGGGAAGAAAUAUAUUCAACUCGUUUUUAUGAAUUAACAUCAUUGUCUCAGAAUUAUGAGACAAGUUCUAAAUUAACUACAUUAUUAAGUAUUAUGAGAAGUUUUCAGGGAAAUAAGAAGUCUGCUCUUGUUCAAACUAACAUCAUUAUCACUGAAUUAUGAAAAAAAGGUUUCA
Plectropomus leopardus (leopard coralgrouper) is the source of this 5919-nucleotide messenger RNA. It is a transcript of the gene cdca2, whose product is annotated as cell division cycle associated 2. NCBI's taxonomy places the organism in Eukaryota, Metazoa, Chordata, Actinopteri, Perciformes, Serranidae. Gene Ontology annotation, biological process: regulation of mitotic nuclear division; regulation of chromosome segregation. The record is from RefSeq and is a predicted model, not a curated record. Gene Ontology annotation, cellular component: chromosome; nucleus.